AGGUCUACAAUUUGGGUGGUUUAAUUUGUGUUAUGUAUUCAACGUGUACAGAGUAUGAGCGCCUGAGUAUCAACCAGCACGCUCUGCCAUAGCUGGCCCAGAAUAUCAAAUAACCGCCUCUGUUAUUAGUAAACCCGUCUCCCUCGCUAUUUAUGCUAGUCUGCUCCUCCAAAGCUAACACACACACAACCAUAGAGAGAGAGGGGGAGAGAGAGAGAGAGAGAGAGAGAGAGAGAGAGAUGGGGAAAGGAGGAGAUGGAGAAUCAGAAAACAUGGCAGCUUGGCUGGUCGCUGUCAACACUCUCAAAAUCCAACCUUUCAAACUCCCCCCUCUCGGCCCCCGUGAUGUCAGGGUUCGUAUGAAAGCAGUCGGUAUCUGCGGAAGUGAUGUUCACUACCUCAAGACAAUGAGGUGUGCAGAUUUUGUAAUGAAGGAGCCCAUGGUGCUUGGCCAUGAAUGUGCUGGGAUUAUAGCAGAAGUAGGGAGUGAGGUGAAGUCUCUGGUUGUGGGUGACCGUGUUGCUUUGGAGCCUGGCAUCAGCUGCUGGCGCUGCAAUCACUGCAAGGGCGGCCGCUACAAUCUCUGCCCAGAUAUGAAGUUCUUCGGCAGCCCUCCCGUUCACGGCUCCCUUGCGAAUGAGGUAGUGCAUCCUUCUGAUCUGUGUUUCAAGCUGCCUGAUAACGUGAGCUUAGAGGAAGGGGCAAUGUGUGAACCCCUUAGUGUUGGGGUCCAUGCUUGUCGUCGUGCUGACGUGGGUCCAGAAACAAAUGUGCUGAUCAUGGGAGCUGGUCCAAUUGGCCUUGUUACUAUGCUUGCAGCCCGUGCUUUUGGAGCUCCCAAAAUAGUUAUAGUGGAUGUGGAUGAUCAUCGUCUAUCUGUUGCUAAGGAACUUUGUGCAGAUCAGUCUGUUAAAGUUUCUACAGACAUUCAGGACAUAGAUCAGGAAGUGGUUCAAAUACAGAAGGCUAUGGGAGCUGAAAUUGAUGUGACCUUUGAUUGUGCCGGCUUUAACAAAACCAUGUCAACAGCUCUGAAGGCUACUCAUGCAGGUGGUAAGGUUUGCCUUGUGGGGAUGGGUCACAGCGAGAUGACUGUUCCUCUCACUCCAGCUGCUGCAAGAGAAGUGGAUGUCAUAGGCAUUUUCCGUUAUAAGAACACUUGGCCCAUUUGUCUCGAAUUUAUAAGUUCUGGGAAGAUUGACGUGAAACCUUUGAUAACCCACCGGUUUGGGUUCUCUCAGAAGGAGGUUGAAGAGGCCUUUGAAACCAGCGCUCGAGGAGGUAAUGCCAUCAAGGUGAUGUUUAAUCUAUAGGUGAAAGGACAUGUUUAUUUUGGACUUCUCACAGAAACAUGAUUCCAUGAAGAUCACAAAAAGUUUUU
Molecule: messenger RNA, 1381 nt
Organism: Magnolia sinica
Lineage: Eukaryota; Viridiplantae; Streptophyta; Magnoliopsida; Magnoliales; Magnoliaceae
Product: sorbitol dehydrogenase-like
Exons: 6
Coding region: 153-1313 (386 amino acids)
Molecular function (GO): oxidoreductase activity, acting on the CH-OH group of donors, NAD or NADP as acceptor; zinc ion binding
Source: RefSeq, a predicted model, not a curated record